Molecule: messenger RNA, 1461 nt
Organism: Danaus chrysippus (African queen)
Lineage: Eukaryota; Metazoa; Arthropoda; Insecta; Lepidoptera; Nymphalidae
Source: the annotation of a GenBank genome assembly
AUGUUGAUAAUUUACUUCGAUAAAAAUGAUGCAAAGAUAAGAUUGAAUGGAUUACAAGAGGAUUUUAUGAUUGAAUCUUAUAAUAAUGAUCUCGUCAGCGAAGAUAUCUCUUUACGGCUUAGAAGAAGCGUGGAGCAAGAUAAAAAUUUAUUGAUCGGUGAUAAUAAUAAAAGUAAAAAUGAAAUAGAAGCAAAUUCAUCGGAGCCAUGCGUGGGAGACGCAGAAUUUUGUAAUAUGACGAGAGAAGACUACGUACAGAUGCUAUAUGAAUAUAUAUACCCACAAACUUAUGAAUGGGUAUUGAUAGGUGUACAUACGACGGUGUUUGUUAUUGGUUUAAUUGGAAACUUGCUGGUGUGCUUGGCGGUGUAUAGGAACCAUGCGAUGAGAACAGUGACCAACUAUUUCUUAGUUAAUUUAGCUGUGGCAGAUUUCAUGGUGCUACUGUUUUGUUUGCCGGCUACAGUUUUAUGGGAUGUUACCGAAACAUGGUUCCUUGGUGACGCUUUGUGCAAGAUAUUGCUUUAUAUUCAGUCAGUAUCAGUGACUGUGUCAGUGCUAACACUCACAUUCAUCUCUUUGGAUCGCUGGUACGCUAUUUGCUUCCCUCUCAAAUUCAAGUCUACUAUAAACAGUGCAAAAACCGCUAUACUUGUUAUAUGGGCCGUGUCUUUGAUUUUCAAUACGCCAGAAUUAGUGGUGCUAACAACGGUGAAGGUAGUGCCCUUGAGGUUUGAUCUAGAGUACUUGGUUCAAUGUACCGCAACCUGGUCAUACAGCAGCGACCUCAUAUGGCAUAUCAUCAGGAUUGUUUUUAUUUAUACGGUUCCACUUCUUUUGAUGACUGUGGCAUAUCAUCAGAUCGUGAGGGUUCUGUGGAGUUCACAGAAGAUUCCAGGUUUAGCUGAAACCAUGAAACUAGCGUCAGCUGAACAAAUCCAACUGCAAUCUCGUCGUAAAGCUGCUAAGAUGUUAGUAGCUGUGGUAGUGAUGUUCGCUGUUUGCUACUUCCCUGUGCACCUGUUAUCUGUACUCCGGUAUCUGGAUAUGGAACAGAAUGACAUGAUCACUUGUUUGGCGCUAGUAUCACAUGUUUUGUGUUAUGUUAACUCAGCUAUCAAUCCAUUGAUAUAUAACUUCAUGAGUGGUAAGUAUAGACGCGAAUUUCGCCGUGUGUUCUGCUGUAAUAAAAAUCUCAGCAGGAAUACAUUUACCACAAUGACUCGGCUCACAACGUCUCGCAAGAAAUAUGAAACUGACAAAACACAGAGGAGCUCUUUAAAAUUUCACAAAUGUGAAAACAUGGCUUUGAGACACCAUAAUUGUGGCUUAGCCUUAAAGUCACAAUGUGAUCAUAUGGCCCUUAAAGGCAGGGUUAAUGAAUUGAACCAAGGGUUUAGGGUAUGUGAAGAUGUUAUGAAUAACGGUCAGAGGUAUUCCAUUAAAUCAAUCGGUUUCUAG